UUUUCAUUAGAAGAAUUUUAUAUUCUGAUAAAAAAAUACAAUCUAUUUAGAGUUUUUCAAAAUGAAUGUAUACGUUUUCGUGUGUUUCAAUUCGAUAACUCAUAAUAUCCAUAAAUAUGUAUAGCGAAUAAGAAAGCAAAAAAUGACUAUUGGUAAUUCCAUUAGUUCAUUCUAAACUGCCCUACAAAGAUUUCUUCAAAAAAUUGAAAAAAUUGAUCAAGUGAUUUUCACACAGAAUAAAAAUUAAUCUGAACUGAAGAACCUAGUGAGAAAGGUAUUGUCCACCCUUAAGGAUCAGCAAUUUAUUCUGAAACCAGGAAGGCAGGGAUUGUCAAAGUGGCAGGAUAGAGUAGUUCGAAUAAAGAUUAUGCUAAAAUAAUAUUAGUUUUUCACUGUCUAGUUAGUACUCUUAAUUUUUUUGUCAGAAAUUCUUUUUAGGAUGAACUUUUGUUUUAUAAGAUUAAGGUUAUGUGAUGAAUAUCGUACAUUUCUUAUUUUUAGGAUAUUCAUGAUAUUAAUAACCUGUGAAGUACUGUUGGAAAAAAAAAUAAAAGUAUUAUCUGGCCUGAAUGACACUGAAAUGUUAAUUAUGUUGAGGCCCAUUCAACCAGUUAUUUUGGACCAAAACUAUGUACAUUUGAAGAAUUUAGUCAUCAAAGCGGAGAGGAGGGUACUGAAAGAACUAGGAUUUUGUGUACAUAUCAAGCACCCACACAAGUUGAUUGUUAUGUAUCUUCAAGUUCUCGGGAUGGAGAGAAAUCCUAAGCUGAUGCAGUAUUCAUGGAAUUAUAUGAAUGAUUCGCUUAGGACGGACGUUUUCAUGCGCUAUCAACCGGAGAUUGUUGCCUGUGCCUGUAUCUCUCUCACGGCAAGGACGUUGAGGCUGCCUUUACCUAGAAAUCCAGUUUGGUAUGGUGUCUUUGGUGCCACUGAACCUCAAAUCAGAGAUAUUAGCAUCAGAAUAUUGAAGCUGUACUUGAGACCCAAGACAAAUGUGGAAGCUUUGGAAAAGAAGGUGGACGAGUUGGCUAAAAAAUAUCAAGAUGCAAGAGUCAAAGCUAAAGCGAGUUCAGGUAAUAAUACACCCAAUAAUAAUGAAGCUAGUCCAAAAGUGGUCCAAAAGAGUGCAGGAGCCCAUAACGCUUGGGGAGGUUUCAUUAGCCGUUCAGGAAGCCACAUAGUUCCUACUUUAUCGGAGAAAAACUCUAGAUCUAGAUCACCUAGUGCUUCACCACCUAGCAAGAGCCAUAAGCGUUCUAAAAAACAUGGAAAAUCGAGGAGCAGGUCACCAAGGAAUCACAAAAGGGGACAUAAGAGGAGAAGCUAUUCACGGUCUAGAAGUCCUUCACCAAAAUCGAGGAAGACAAGGGAUAAGAGAAGGUCUAGGUCACCAACUGUGGAAAACGAUAGAAAUGAUAGAUACAUUGAUAGGUAUGAUGAGUAUAAAAAAGAUCGAUAUGAUAAAGAUAGGUACAAUAACAAAGAUGAUAGAGAUAAGUAUAAUGAUAAGGAUAGAUAUGAUGAUAAAAAAGAUAGAUAUGAUAAGAAUGAUCGAAAAUAUGACAAAGAAGACAGGUAUAAAGAUGAGAAAUAUAAGGAAGAUAAAUACAGAGAUGAUAAAUACUCGCGAUCAGAUAAGGAUAAGCAUAAUAAGAAGUCCAAGCACAAGGAUGAAGACAGAUCUAAGGAUAGGAGAAGGUGAAAAUAGAUAGAUUUUAAUUUUGUAUAUAUUGUUCAUAUAAUAAUUUUGUCUGAUUGAUCUAGACAAGCCAUAAAUAGGAUUUUGAAUCCACUUAAUUGUUUCUAUUUUUUGAAUGUCAGAAAUAAAGAAUUAUUUUCAA
Messenger RNA from Harmonia axyridis, 1841 nucleotides. RefSeq names its product cyclin-L2. Gene Ontology annotation, biological process: regulation of transcription by RNA polymerase II. The transcript is spliced from 6 exons. Gene Ontology annotation, cellular component: nucleus. Bases 440 to 1702 code for a protein of 420 amino acids. The record is from RefSeq and is a predicted model, not a curated record. Lineage: Eukaryota; Metazoa; Arthropoda; Insecta; Coleoptera; Coccinellidae. Gene Ontology annotation, molecular function: cyclin-dependent protein serine/threonine kinase regulator activity.